This is a messenger RNA of Nicotiana attenuata, 1185 nucleotides long. RefSeq names its product RING-H2 finger protein ATL74-like. The coding region runs from base 514 to 1047 and encodes 177 amino acids. Gene Ontology annotation, molecular function: transferase activity. NCBI's taxonomy places the organism in Eukaryota, Viridiplantae, Streptophyta, Magnoliopsida, Solanales, Solanaceae. Gene Ontology annotation, biological process: protein ubiquitination. The record is from RefSeq and is a predicted model, not a curated record. The transcript has a single exon.
CUCGUCCCUCGCUACAUCUCCGUAUAACCACCCAACUCCCCAAAAAAUCUAACUCAUCUCCUCCUUCCUAGUAAUACUUUUAUUUCUCUUUGAAAGGCAAAGAAACGGUUAAAUAGAAACAUUUGUCUCUUGAACUUUACUUCAGAUUAUACUGUCUAGUCUCGGUUUUGAGGAAGAAAAGGUCUCAGUUUGUUUUCAAAAAAGACAAGCAGCUUUGAAUUAGGCAUUAUUUGUCUCUUCCCUUCCUUCUACUCUCAAAAUAAACACAAAAAACAUCCACCACUUAUUUUCUAUACUGCCCUCUUUCAUUCCCCAUCACAAAAGUACACACAACCAACAUAUUCGUCAGAGAAAGAAUUGUUUGAUCUUGUGAUGACCAUCUCCUUUAAUUUAUGGUUCCAUUUCCAGUACUAGAAUUGGCAUUGUCAAUCUUGCAUAACAAGAACCAUCAUAGUUGUUUCAGUUCAUAUGUCCUACUUUUUUCUGCUGUAAUACAAGAAUCGGAUUGGGACUAUGGAAUUCUUUUAUCGUACAGAGCGGCUAAUUCCUAGUAUUCAUUAUGUUCCGCCAACUAAAAACGAAAGCAAUUCAUUUCAUGGUUACUCCAAGGAAGCAAGUUUUGACGCCAACAUGAUAAUUAUCCUAGCAGCUCUGCUCUGUGCAUUAAUAUGCGCACUUGGUCUAAAUUCAAUUAUCAGGUGUGCCUUCAGAUGUAGCCGCAGAUUUUCUUUCGAGUCAGCAGAUGCGCGGGCUGAACGCUUAGCUGCAACAGGGCUGAAGAAGAGCACGUUGAGGCGAAUUCCGGUGGCUGUUUAUGGAUCAGGAGUUCAUAUUCUGGCCACGGAUUGUCCAAUUUGUCUUGGAGAAUUUAUGGAUGGUGAGAAAGUGAGAGUCUUGCCUAGAUGUCACCAUGGGUUUCAUGUUAGGUGCAUAGACAUUUGGUUGGCUUCACACUCUUCUUGCCCAACUUGUAGGCAAUCAUUGCUUGUACAACCUAAGACGACAUCCUCUGAUGACGCAGGGGAUGUGGAAGCUGGAUUGAGAUAACAUGGAACUGUACCAAGUGGACUUGCUGGUGUUGCUGAGUUCCAUAUGUAUUUUAUAUUUGUUGACAUUUUAGUGAUUUUUUCCAUAUGUAUUUGUAAAAUUAUGGGUUCAAUUAAACUAAUCAAUCCAUUUGGUCCA